Molecule: messenger RNA, 1471 nt
Organism: Larimichthys crocea (large yellow croaker)
Lineage: Eukaryota; Metazoa; Chordata; Actinopteri; Sciaenidae
Gene: cldn8.2
Product: claudin 8.2
Exons: 1
Coding region: 81-956 (291 amino acids)
Cellular component (GO): membrane; bicellular tight junction
Molecular function (GO): structural molecule activity
Source: RefSeq, a predicted model, not a curated record
GCUCAUCUGCUCAGAUUUGUUUCCUGAGCUGUGAGGGUGCAGCCAAAGGUCCGUCUUUGGCUCUCUGCGUGAUAGCCGCAAUGGCCUCUUACACUGCUUACAGUGGCUACAGCAAGCCACCCCAAUCUUAUGCAGGAUCUUACUACGAUGAGAAGCAGGCCCAGGCUUAUGCAGAUUAUCAAGACUCUGUAUAUGAGGAAAAAAAGAGAAUUGAGAAGAAGGACCGCAAGGAGGCCAUCUGUUGUGAGGUAGUGGCCAUCGUCCUUGGUUUCAUUGGACUAAUCGGAGUGGCAGCUGUGACAGGCCUGCCGAUGUGGAAGGUAACAGCCUUUAUCGAGGAGAACAUAAUUGUCAUGGAGACCCGCUGGGAGGGUUUGUGGAUGAACUGCUACAGACAAGCCAACAUCAGGAUGCAGUGUAAGGUGUACGAUUCUCUCCUGUUUCUUCCCGCGGACCUCCAGGCUGCUAGGGGUCUAAUGUGCGCCGCAGUGGCAGUGACAUGCUUCGCCCUCAUCGUCUCAGCAGUGGGGAUGAAGUGUACCAAAGUGGUGGACCACAGGGCGCGCACCAAGCAUGUUGUUCUUGUGGCUGGAGGCUGUCUGUUCCUGUUGGCCUGUGUUACUACCCUAAUCCCCGUGUCUUGGACUGGCCAUGUCAUCAUCAGGGAUUUCUACAACCCUCUUCUGAUCGAUGCCCAGCGCCGAGAGCUUGGGGAGGCUCUUUACAUCGGUUGGGUGACCUCAGCUUUUCUUUUCACUGCCGGAGUGAUCCUGCUAUGCCGUCAUGCUCCUCACACCCAGGAGCCAGAUGAGAGGAUUGAAUACAACCCUGGAAAUAUCUACCAACCGGGAUACGCAUACCAACCAGCAUACACCUACCAACCAGCAUAUACCUACCAGCCUCCCUAUUCUGCACCCCCGCCAGGAUCUGUAGCAUACACACCAAGCCAGUACUAGAGAGCGAAGACGUGAAGACAACUGUGGACUUUUUAAAAUUUUUUUUUUUAAACUUGCCAAAAUUUGGCAUAUUUGAAUGAGGAGAAUCAUUGACUAAAAUCACCAAAGGCUGUUGCUGGAAAUGGCUAAAUCUUUCAUUAUUUUCUCAAAGAAGGCAAAGUGUAUUGCAGAGAUUUAAAAUUCAUUAUGAAACUGACUGUGCUAUGAUGAUGAUACAAUGUGCCGAAUUACUGUAUUCUUUGUUCCAUAUGCUUACACUAAAUUAUACCAAUCAUUCAGAGUAUUUGUAAUUUUUAAUACUACAAUAGUUAACAGUUGAUAUCACUGUCUUUACAGCCUCUGCUGACAUGCGCUUUGAGAACUAAUUAUGCACUAGGCCUUUUCAGAUAAUAUACCUCUGAAUAAUGUGUUGACUGUUCAAGAUUUUGUUGUAAAUAUAUGUUCUUUUUUAAAAUGCUGGCCUAAAUAUAAGUUUUGGUAUCCAAUAAAGGGAUAAAGUUGAGGAAAAAAAUGAA